AUGGAUCUGCUUCCUAGAGCCCCAACAAAGAUGACAGUGCAAGAUGUUCCUCGUGCCUUUCCCACAGUGGAUGUCCCAGAUCAUGCCCAUUAUACAAUUGGAGUUGUCAUCCUUAUAGUGGGGAUUACAGGAACUCUGGGUAAUUUCCUGGUCUUCUAUGCUUUCUGCAGGAGUAGGAGCCUUCAGACUCCAGCCAACAUACUCAUCAUCAAUCUAGCUAUUAGUGACUUCCUGAUGUCCAUUACACAGUCUCCAGUUUUUUUCACCAGCAGCCUCUACAAACACUGGAUUUUUGGUGAGAAAGGCUGUGAGCUGUAUGCCUUCUGCGGAGCUCUUUUUGGCAUUACAUCUAUGAUCACUUUGAUGGUGAUUGCCUUGGACAGAUAUUUUGUCAUCACUAAACCUCUGGCUUCUGUUGGAGUGACGUCAAAGAAGAAGGCCCUAAUAGUCCUGGUAGGAGUCUGGCUGUACUCUUUGGCUUGGAGUCUCCCACCCUUCUUUGGAUGGAGUGCUUAUGUUCCUGAGGGUUUGCUGACUUCCUGUUCCUGGGACUACAUGACUUUCACACCAUCAGUCCGUGCCUACACGAUGCUGCUUUUCUGUUUUGUCUUUUUCAUUCCUUUGAUUGCUAUCAUAUACAGCUAUGUCUCUAUCUUUGAGGCUAUCAAGAAGGCCAACAAAUCUAUUCAGACAUUUGGAUGCAAACGUGGAAAUAGAGAGUUCCAGAAACAGUAUCAGAGGAUGAAAAAUGAGUGGAAGAUGGCCAAAAUUGCACUGAUCGUCAUCUUGUUUUUUGUCAUUUCCUGGUCACCAUACUCUGUUGUUGCUCUGGUAGCUUUUGCUGGGUAUUCCCAUGUCCUAACACCUUUCAUGAACUCCAUACCAGCUGUGAUUGCCAAAGCUUCUGUCAUCCAUAACCCCAUCAUUUAUGCCAUCACUCACCCCAAAUACAGAAGAGCCAUUGCAACAUAUGUUCCUUGCCUUGGACCCCUACUGAGAGUUUCUCCUAAAGACUCACGGUCCUCCAGCAGUUACCACUCCUCCAGACGAGCGACCGUAACCAGCCAGUCUUCUGAGAUAAGUGGGCUGCAGAAAGGAAAAAGGAGACUGUCUUCUCUCUCUGACAGUGAAUCAGGCUGUACUGAAACAGAAACUGAUACUCCCAGUAUGUUCUCCAGACUUGCCAGAAGACAAAUUUCCUACAAAACAGAUAAAGACACAACUCAGACUAGUGACAUAAGAGCCAAACUGACAAGCCAGGAUUCUGGGAAUUGUGGGAAGACAGCUGUAGAUGCUGAUGACAUAUUGAUGGUGGAAUUGAAUGCCACAGAGUACAUGGCUACACCUACUCAAACAUCUAAAACAUGCAGCUUGGAGGAAAUCAAGAAAAGUGAGAGCCUGAACAGUAUUGGAAAAAGAAAAGGAGAGUCGCACCAGGGACCAUCUUCAGCCAAGAUACCCAGUAUUACAAUAACAUGCAGCAGUGUCCAAGGAGUAGAGCUGCCUUCUAGAUACAACUCUGGUUUCCUGUACCCUAAAUCCAGCAGUCACAAGCAGAACAAGAAGUCCAGCAGUUGA
This is a messenger RNA of Camarhynchus parvulus, 1578 nucleotides long. RefSeq names its product opsin 4 (gene OPN4). Gene Ontology annotation, biological process: visual perception; G protein-coupled receptor signaling pathway. Lineage: Eukaryota; Metazoa; Chordata; Aves; Passeriformes; Thraupidae. Bases 1 to 1578 code for a protein of 525 amino acids. Gene Ontology annotation, molecular function: G protein-coupled receptor activity. The record is from RefSeq and is a predicted model, not a curated record. Gene Ontology annotation, cellular component: membrane. The transcript is spliced from 12 exons.